AAAAAAAAAAAAGUGUUUUAUAUAGUGACACACUUUACGCAAAUCAUGCGAUUUGACUCAAUCGGAUUUAAAAGUAAUCGAGCUAAUUUCUCUUCGAGUCGGAUAGUGAUAUUCAUGGACGGCCUGCAGGCUGUUGGUAGGACACAUUCAGCGAUAAAAGUCAUACGGAAACAGGGUUGAGAGAACCACUUUGAGCAAAGAAGGGAGAGUUAAAUUUCAUGUUUCACAUGAAAUCACCAUUUAGUAUGAUUACACUCUAAAGGAAAUCCUCAUUUCUCGCGUUGUAAAAAAAACAAAAAAACAAGAAAUUCUCACGCGCUUGCACACAUCCACCAUAAACAUCAUUCCUUCAUAAAUGUGCAUUAGAAAUUCACCGUUUUCUUCUUAUAUUGAGUAGACCAGUAUUCCUUUAAUACCCGUAUAUACAUGUAAUUUGUCAAAAUUAUCAAAUCGUAUUAUUUUUCAUAAUUUAUCAUACUGACAAAAUGUUGGUCUGGAUUUUAACAUCGAACAAAAUACUGUAUAAUAUGGCACAUAUACCAAAUUCAACAAAAGAAACAAUAACAUUUGGGUUCCAUACCUUAAUCCAAUGAUACAAAUCUGGCAACAAAUAUUGUUGCUCACAAGAUUGAAUGUUCUUUUUAAUUUUCAUAGCCCAGUGCAACUUUACCAAUGGUGUCCAUUUUAAGAUCCAAGCAUGUACGAACUUAAAUUUUGUUGAGCAUUGCUGAGGUGAAAAUGUUGUCGUGUAUCUAUAAAUGAAUCAAUUAGACUCCAUUACAUGUAACAUUUAUCUUCUUUUUUAAUCAAGAACACUGAAACCUGUUUUUCAAAAGCAAAUUCAUAUUCAUGACUUUUCUUUCAUUAGUUUCACCCAAAACGUAUUAUGACGUCACUAGGUCCUUGACAAUUAUGUGACGUCACAGUACAGUUUUUGUUUACAGCUUACUGAAUGUGAGUGAGGCGUACUGGUAAGCUAUUCUAUAUAUCUAAGAUAGUCACGACGAAUAGUUAUAGGCCUUGUACAAUUUUAACUUUAACUUAGCAUUUCUGAAGAAUAUGAAGCUCACUGACCAAUUUAAUUGAAAAUUUGUUCAUAGAUCUAUUCGAUAAUUUUUCAUCAACGUAGCUCAAGGUAACCAGCUUUAGAUAAAUAGGUGAAGUGCCACAAAUUUUGACAGAAGACAAACCAUUAGUUAUCUAAUGUCAAAUUUGAGGUACGAACCUCACAUUUUCCAGAAAUUUCAUGUUGAUUUUUAUUUAGUGUUUAAAAGUAUGAAAUUAAUUUCACCCAAAAUGCAUUAUGACGUCACUAGGUUCUUGACAAUUAUAUGUGACGUCAUAGUACAGUUUUGUUUACAGCUAUACAGGGGCUCCUACUGAAUGUAAAUGUGGCGUACUGGUGAGAUAUUAUACAAUUAUUUCAUGCCUACUCGGGGAAACAGUCAAAACCAUUUUCCCGAGGUACGUAUAGUGGCGAAGACCCGGGAAACUGUUGUCAGAGGCCGUACAGGCAUCUUAUAAUAUGCGUUAGCUGCUUGAUCGCAUAUCUGGAAGAUGUUUUCAACACAUGUAUUCUAAAUUCAUAUAAGUCCUCAUUCAUUUUUCAGUUUUCUGGAAAGAAGCAAAAUGCACCAGGCUCAAAUAAUCCACAGAAUUUACUGGGAGUUAGCGUGUCGAUCUGCCGACAUGGCUGUUGAAACACGCCCCCUCCCUCGGGAAGCAUCCUCUAAAGUAGAGACACGUAUGAAACUAAUGCAGCUUCAAAUGGACAAAACGACCGAAAUGCAUUCGGAACUUCGGGUACACUAUCUUUCAAACAUUAAAGACUUGCAAUUUUUUUUUUUUUUUUUUUUUCGUGAAUUUUAUUUUUCUGAAAGGCACGCGUCAUACAGUAGAGAAUAUGCAAUAUUAAUGAGGUCUUGUGAAAGAAAGAAAAAAGUUACGCGUGAAAAGCAUUCCAUCGGUUACUUUCUUCAGUGCGUGAUUUUAUGCUUUCUCUGUGUACAGGAAGUUGUAUCCAGGAAGUUGAAAGUAAGGCCGAUGCAACAACAAACUAAACUUCUGCAAGAACUGCAAUUAGAACUUCAGGAAGCGGUAUCGAAUGAGAUAAACAUAAUUCAUCUCUACGAACUGACUUGCAGACGAACGUCAGGAAUCCAUAUAAAUUUACUGAAAGUCAUGUACAGAAAAUUCAAAGAAAGGCAGUUCCGAAAACAGACAGACCUCAAACAGAAAAUGCACAUAGAAUUAAAGAGGACAAUCCAGACCAGAAAAUCAGUAAGUGAAGACGAUGACAAAAACCUAGAGAACAGGGUGGAGCCUUUUCCUGAGGAUUUACCUGAACUUGACCAUGAUGCAGAGACUACAGUCGACUGUACAGAGUGUUUGAAGAAAAUGGACGAACAGUCAUUGAAUGGCCUGCAAAGUAUUGAAGAUACCGAAGAAAUGGAGGAUGUGAUUGUGGGACCAGAACAACCAACCAUCUGCGAUAUGAGCGAGAAGUUACAGUCUAGUCAGUCUUCUGAUAAGGACCAAAUGUUCAAUGUGGUUCCUCAACCUCAAAAGGGAAGAAAAUACAGUCUUGGCAGAAGAUUUUCUAAAUUUCUGGGACGAAGAUAAACAAUUUUCUCAUUCCUUCUUCCUUUGAUGUUAUUUUUAUGUAAUAUUUCCAUCCAUGAAAGAUGAUAUUGUGUAUCAGUUCGGACAAAAUUUUUCAACCAAUAAAUGAUAUUUUAUGUA
Molecule: messenger RNA, 2742 nt
Organism: Ostrea edulis (European flat oyster)
Lineage: Eukaryota; Metazoa; Mollusca; Bivalvia; Ostreida; Ostreidae
Exons: 9
Coding region: 1630-2622 (330 amino acids)
Source: RefSeq, a predicted model, not a curated record